This is a messenger RNA of Megalopta genalis, 1552 nucleotides long. RefSeq names its product distal membrane arm assembly component 2. The record is from RefSeq and is a predicted model, not a curated record. Lineage: Eukaryota; Metazoa; Arthropoda; Insecta; Hymenoptera; Halictidae.
AUAUGUACAUGUAGAAAAAUACCGAGUAACUGGAGUUUUCUGUAUACUUGAUGUAUUUUCAUUUCUAAUAUUUUGAUUUAUACAUAAUAUCGAAAGCAUUGUUUGGAUGAAUUUUGAAUAAAAUGUAUGCACAUAACUUACAAUCAAUUGUUUAAGAAACGUUCAUUCUUCAUUAAAGUAUGUUCAUUUGGAUUUAAAACAAAGAUAUUGUACAAAUCCGAUGAUGAAUAGAGUGGAAACAAAUUAAACGAUAAUAAUAAAAUAACUAAAAUUAUUACAUAAUAAACAGAAAUUUGUGUAAAAGAUAUUGUGCCAAUCAUUCUGCUAAUCAAAUGUUGUGUCAAGUUCAGCGUUCGACUCAAAUGAUUACAAAAUUCUUAGGAAAUAUAAAAUCUCAUAACAAGCUACAUGUCAACAUUGUACGAAAUUUCUAUAAUUCAAGUGGAGCCGUUAAUUUUUUUUUACGAAAUAUACGUAAACGGCGCAAUGAUUUUUCUAAUAUAGUGUACAAAAGAUAUGAAGACGAUGAUGAUACCGAAACAACAGUGACUAUUAAAUCAAUCUUAUUCCCUAAUGAACCGCCUGCAAAACAUCAUUUUCUCCAAUUUUAUUUUUCGGAUUUUUGGGCACACAUGAAAAAAGAAUAUAUAAAAUAUACUGGAAAGAAGUUAUAUAACGACAAUCUGAUGCUUGGUGCUGAAAUAGCAUGUGCUCUAUUUAUUCUAAGGAACAAGGGAAGAGUAAAGAUCUACAAUAAUGAUGAAUGGAUUGAGAAAACUGAAAGAUACAAGAAACCUGAUUUGAUACCAGACUUUCAUGAUCCUGACUUUAUUUUGGAAGCAAUAGAUUUAAAGGGAUAUCCCAUAUUAUAUGAAAACAUAGAAAACAUAUGCAAUCUUUUACAACUCCGGUGGCUGAACCUCGGUGGAUGUAGUACUAUUGAUGACUGGACUGUGGACAAAAUAUCUGCAGAGUUCCCAGCUGUAGAGCACCUUGACAUAUCAGAUUGCAUAAAUGUAUCACCAAAAGGAUUACAAGCAUUAUACAAAAUGCCAAAUUUAAAGAAAUUAAUUGUCACAGAUUUCCAAAACUCUACAGAACUUGAGCUGACCUGUCUUAUGCUAGAAGAUAUUAAUCCAUACUUAAAAUGUGAAAUAAUAAAGGUAGAAAUGGAACUUCUAGAAGAUAACUGAUAUGUACAGUAGUAAAAGUAAUUUUUAAAAAUAUUGGGACAUAUUUAUAAAACAUAAGUUAUUUUUUGGUGCAACUAGGUGUCUCUUGUCAAUUUAUUUUUUUCCCUCCGUCUUUUCACAUAAUAUAGUUCUGCUUUAUUUGUGAUUCCAUAGGUUUUAAUAUUUUCUCUUUCAUCUGUUAAUUUCACAUUUUCAAAACAUAAAUGAUAUUUUCUCCACACACGUUUCCAACUUAUUAUUUGCUUCACAUUCUCUCUUUUCAAUGAUAAUGUUGUAUGUCGUUUGAUAGCUUUCUUAAGGUCUAAGACUGUAGUAUUAUGUGGUGGUACCUAAAUGUAAAUAAAGUAUCACAUAUUAUA